CUCAAAACCUGCAUGCCCUUCAACCGCCAUCGCCGGACGGAAGCCUCGACGACGACGAGCACAGAAGGGCAGAACACUCGUGUCUUCAGCUCCAACGGCUAAAAAUAAACGGGGCUAAAUUACAGGGCCCCCACCAACAUCGCCGAGAGACCAUGCCUAUUUACGAACACCUUCGUUCGUCUCCCGUCCCCUCCCCUCCUUAGCACGCGCGCGCCGGCUCCGCAUAUCGCCAUGCCAUUUCCAAGAAAAUCUUGCAAGAAGAGUGCAAGCGAGAACGUGAUCACAUAAAGGUUGAGCCAAAGAUUCGAUCUUUGCGAGGAAGGAACUGAAGGGAGAUUUGUUUGGUGGAGGACUUGUGUUGUUUGCAUGCGAGGAGGAUGCGGAUGCUGGAGGAGGAGCUGUACCCGUCGACGCCGGGGAAGGUGAAGGUGGAGCGGGCGGGGGCGAUGAGCCGGCACCUGCACCGGUGCUUCGCGUCGACGGGGACCAUGUUCCUGUGGGCGCUGUUCCUGGUGGCCAUGACGGCGACGUACCUCAGCGUCCACUCCUUCGUGGACACGUCGUCGCGGUACUUCGCCGCGUCGUGGGGCGGGCUGCACUGGGAGCGCCAGAUCAGGGCGUCGGCGUCGCCGCGCCGGCCGCCGGGGUCGGCGAAGGGGGCGGGGCUGUCCGUGCUGGUGACCGGCGCGGCGGGGUUCGUGGGCACGCACUGCUCGCUGGCGCUGCGCAAGCGCGGCGACGGCGUCGUGGGCCUGGACAACUUCAACUCCUACUACGACCCGUCGCUCAAAAAGGCGCGCCGCGCGCAGCUGGGCUCCCACGGCGUGUUCAUCGUCGAGGGCGACAUCAACGACGGCCGCCUUCUGGCCAAGCUCUUCGACGUCGUGCCCUUCACCCACGUGCUCCACCUCGCCGCGCAGGCUGGCGUGCGCUACGCCAUGGAGAACCCGGCGUCGUACGUGCACUCCAACAUCGCGGGCCUCGUCUCCCUCCUCGAGGCCUGCAAGGACGCCGACCCGCAGCCGGCCAUCGUCUGGGCGUCCUCCUCCUCGGUGUACGGUCUCAAUGACCGCGUCCCCUUCUCGGAGGCGCACCGCACCGACCAGCCGGCGUCUCUCUACGCCGCCACCAAGAAGGCCGGCGAGGAGAUCACCCACACGUACAACCACAUCUACGGCCUCUCCAUCACCGGUCUCCGCUUCUUCACCGUCUACGGGCCAUGGGGCCGCCCGGACAUGGCCUACUUUUCCUUCACCCGCAACAUCCUCCAGGGGAAGCCCAUAACGGUGUACCGCGGCAGGGACCACGUCGACCUCGCCCGCGACUUCACCUACAUCGACGACAUCGUGCGCGGGUGCCUGGCGUCGCUGGACACGGCUGGCCAGAGCACCGGCACGGGUGGCAAGAAGCGCGGGCCGGCGCCGUACAGGAUCUUCAACCUGGGGAACACGUCGCCGGUGACGGUGCCGAGGCUGGUGUCCAUCCUGGAGAGGUACCUGCGGGUGGAGGCCAAGAAGAACGUAGUCGAGAUGCCCGGCAAUGGCGACGUGCCGUUCACGCACGCCAACAUCAGCCUCGCGCGGGAGCAGCUCGGCUACAAGCCGACCACCAGCCUCGAGAUGGGCUUGAAGAAGUUUGUGAGGUGGUACCUCUCCUACUACGGAUACAACCGGGGAACACACACCUUCAAGAACUUGUGAUUAGUACCUGAUUAGUAAAUAUGAUUUUUUUCGAACUUUUUUUACAUGGCCUGGGUCUUCCACUCUCUGAUCAAAGAUCAAACUGGUUGCUUCUAUUUUGGGAAAAUGCGAGGAAAAAUUCUUUAGUCGGUGAGGAGAGGACGGAAUGGCAGUAGAGCAGUGAAAUGGAGGGGUGAUUCUCUUCAGUUUGUAUUUUAUU
This is a messenger RNA of Phragmites australis (common reed), 1899 nucleotides long. RefSeq names its product UDP-glucuronate 4-epimerase 1-like. The coding region runs from base 378 to 1700 and encodes 440 amino acids. The transcript has a single exon. Lineage: Eukaryota; Viridiplantae; Streptophyta; Magnoliopsida; Poales; Poaceae. The record is from RefSeq and is a predicted model, not a curated record.